AUGCCUGCACCCGAAGCGCCCUCUAAUCCGGCGCCUGACCACCGACCUGUUGCAUCUGGGAGUUCUCACCGACCCGUGGCGAUGAACCAAAUUGGGAGCAACUCAUAUGAUCAUGGGCCUUCCACAUCAGAUGUUGAGCUUUUUGAUUCACUUAGCGCGACGGAUCGCACCAUUUUUGCUAAGCAAGAAGAUCUUGCCGAGUUCCACAAGGCGAUCCGGUUGAUUCACGCUGAAGCUCCAUUGGACGAAUCAACCGCUACAUUCAACAAUUACAACGACGUAGCCCUUCACGACAUACGGGUCGAAGCGGCUAGGUUUUUGUCACGUCUCUGUGCCUUUAAUCACACUAACAAGCCGGCCAAACAGCGCCGGCAUGGAUAG
Molecule: messenger RNA, 381 nt
Organism: Melampsora larici-populina 98AG31
Lineage: Eukaryota; Fungi; Basidiomycota; Pucciniomycetes; Pucciniales; Melampsoraceae
Exons: 1
Coding region: 1-381 (126 amino acids)
Source: RefSeq, a predicted model, not a curated record